Messenger RNA from Rosa chinensis, 2039 nucleotides. Its product is annotated as bromodomain-containing protein 4. Lineage: Eukaryota; Viridiplantae; Streptophyta; Magnoliopsida; Rosales; Rosaceae. The transcript is spliced from 3 exons. The coding region runs from base 162 to 1826 and encodes 554 amino acids. The record is from RefSeq and is a predicted model, not a curated record.
UUUCUUAUUUUAAAUGACAAUACAGUAGUAACUCAUCCCAUUUUAUUUUAGCAAUAAGCUUCUGCACGCAAACGGACCCCAAACCUUUUCUCUUUCAUCCUCCUCCUCUCUCUCUCUCUCUCUCUCUCCCUCCGACGAAACCUUAUUCCGAUCUUUGCAAUAUGGCGUCCGGAUCGUCGGGUCGGCCCAACCCGGGCUCCAAGGGCUUUGAUUUCGCGUCUGACGACAUUCUCUGCUCCUACGAAGACUUUGGCAGCAACCAGGACUCCUCCAAUGGAAGCCACAACGACCCAGCCAUGGGAACCAAUUCCACCCAGGAUUUUCACAAAAGUAGAAUGGCAAGAUCACCAAUGUACACUUCUGCUGCCUAUGGCCAGCCUGAAGACUCUCUCAACCAAGAAGUAAUUGCUACUGUUGAAAAAAGCAUGAAAAAAUAUGCUGACAAUCUCAUGCGCUUCCUUGAAGGAAUUAGUUCACGGCUGUCACAGUUGGAAUUAUAUUGCUACAAUGUUGAUAAGUCAAUCGGUGAGAUGCGUUCUGAUUUAAAUCGUGAUCAUGGGGAGGCAGAUUCAAAGCUCAAGUCUCUUGAGAAACAUCUGCAAGAAGUCCAUAGGUCUGUCCAGAUCCUGAGAGACAAGCAAGAACUUGCUGAGACUCAAAAAGAAUUAGCCAAGCUUCAGCUUGCACAGAAAGGAUCUUCUUCAUCAACCCAUUCACAAUCUAAUGAGGAAAGAGCUUCACCACCUACCUCAGAUGGUCAGAAGACUGACAACACAUCUGAACAUAACCAGCAAUUAGCUCUUGCCUUGCCCCAUCAAGUAGCACCACAACAACAGCCGGUGGCACCUCCCCCACAGGCGCCAACUCAGAAUGUGACCCAACCACAACAGCCCUAUUAUUUACCUCAAACUCAGCUAUCAAAUCCACCACCCCCACAGCAGCAUCCUCAGAGUCAAUAUUUGGCUUCGGAUCCUCAGUAUCGAACCCCGCAACUGCAAGACCCUAGAGUGGCACCACAGCCAACACAAUCUCAAGUAAAUCAACCACAAGUCCAACCGUUCCCUCAGUAUCCACAGCAAUUACCACAGCAGUUACCUCAGCAGGUGCAGUAUCCACAACAGCCCUCUGUGCAGCCCCAGAUGAGACCCCCAUCAACACCUGUGUACCCACCAUACCCUCCUGGUCAACAGGCGAACCCACCAUACCCACCUGGUCAACAGGCGAACCCACCAUACCCAUCUGGUCAACAGACGAACCCAUCUCCUCCAGAGACUCUGCCAAACAGCAUGCCAAUGCAAGUAUCGUAUUCAAGUGUUCCUCAACCUGGUUCUGGUCGUUCUGAUGCCAUGCCUUUUGGAUAUAGCGGAGCUGGUAGAACAAUGCCACAGCAGCCUCCACCUCAGCAGAUCAAGGGUGCUUUUGGAGCUCAACAAGGUGAUGUGUAUGCCUCUGCUGGGCCUCACCCUGCACUUCCCCCAGGGAGUACAUAUAUGAUGUAUGAUAGUGAAGGAGGUAGAAAUCAUUAUUCUGCUCAGGUGCCUCAUUACAGUCAAGGUGGAUAUCCUCCAGCAAGUGCCUCUCAGACUCCACAACCAACAACAGCUCCAAAUCAUAUGGUUCGGAAUCCGCAAUUCAUUCGUAACCAUCCUUACAACGAGUUGAUUGAGAAGUUGGUGAACAUGGGUUUUAGGGGUGAUCAUGUUGCAAGUGUAAUCCAGAGGAUGGAGGAAAGUGGCCAAACCAUCGAUUUUAAUGCUGUGAUUGACAGGUUGAAUGUACAUUCAUCUGGGGCUCCUCCUCCUCCUCAGAGAGGAUGGUCAGGGUAAAAAGAAAAGAAAAGAAAAAAAAAAUCCCAGUUGAGUAACAAUCAUUGCGUGUGUUUUUUUAUUACGCAUUGAAUAAAGACUGAUGAUAGGUGUAUGGUGUCCUCAUAUGGUUUGAGAGAUACAAGGAUAUUAUUGUAUAUCUGUGACUUCAUUGCAAGAUGUUAACGUUUAAUUUAUGUCAAUGGUGGGUGGUUGUUCUCCUUUGCUUUCUUA